AACCAGGCGGGGCCUGGGGUCGCUGGGCACCGCUAUAGCCCGGCUCCGUUCACAGCCCCUCUCUCCCUGCCGAGGCUGCUCGCAGCCGGUGCGGGGCGCUGUGUCCGGCUCUGCAGCCGCGUCUUCGUAGAGCGAGCGAACGAGCCGCCAGCCGGGUGGCCCCCACCAGCCUUCUGGUCCCAGCCUGUCGAGCCAGCCAGCCAGGGCGGACGGCAGCAGCGCCGCCGCCGCCAGCUCUGCUCCUGCUUCGGCGGAGACGCGGGCGCGAUGCGGCCCCCGCCGCUGCUGUGGCUGGGCCUGGUGCUCGGGGUGCUGCGCGCGGCGUGCGGGGGACCCAGCGACCAGCACUACGUGGACGGCGACCACCGGGCCGACUACGACCGGGAGGCGCUGCUCGGAGGCCAGGACGGAGCAGAGGAAUACGCUAAACUCAGUCCCGAAGAACAGCAAAAGAGACUGAAGGCCAUCAUAAAGAAAAUUGACUUGGACUCCGAUGGAUUCCUUACUGAUGAUGAGCUAAGUUCAUGGAUCCAGCAAUCUUUUAAGCAUUAUGUUACGCAAGAGGCUAAACAACAGUUUGGUGAAUAUGAUAAAGAUGGUGAUGGAUUAGUAUCUUGGGAGGAGUACAACAUUCAAAUGUAUGAUCGUCUAAUUGACUUUGAUGAGAAUACUGUCCUGGAAGAUCAAGAAGAAGAAUCAUUUAGACAGCUUCAUUUAAAGGACAAGAAGCGGUUUGAAAAAGCCAAUAGAGAUGAAGUUCCUGGUCUGAAUCUGAAUGAAUUUAUUGCUUUUGAGCAUCCCGAAGAAGCUGAGUAUAUGACGGAAUUUGUCAUUCAGGAGGCUUUAGAAGAACAUGAUAAAAAUGGUGAUGGACUUGUGAGCCUGGAAGAGUUCCUUGGUGACUACAGAAGAGAUCCAACUGCAAAUGAAGAUCCAGAAUGGAUACUUGUCGAGAAGGAUCGAUUUGUGAAUGAUUAUGACAAGGAUAAUGAUGGAAAACUCAACCCUCAAGAACUGCUGACUUGGGUAGUACCUAAUAAUCAGGGUAUUGCACAAGAGGAGGCUCUUCAUCUGAUUGAAGAAAUGGAUUUGAAUGAUGAUAAAAAGCUCUCUGCAGCAGAGAUUCUUGAGAACCAGGAUUUGUUCCUUACAAGUGAAGCAACAGAUUAUGGCAGGCAGCUCCAUGAUGAACGUUUCUACCAUCAAGAACUUUAGUUUACUCAUUUGUGAUCUUGCUGCCUCUGGAGUUUUUCUUUAGGGUACUCAAAUUUAUAAGCUGCAUUUUAAGUUUUACUUUGUGUGAUUAUAAUAUACUAGUGUUUGUGUAAGUGUUUUGCAUUCUAAAUUUAAUUACUUAAGUACUUUUGCAAGUUUUCAUAGACCUUUUCAGCCUUCAGAACUAGUCUGAAAUAUUUAGUAUUCCUCGAAUUGCAGCAUUAGCAUUUUUGGCAUCUGAAAAAGUAAAAACAUUCUUAAAUAAUCUAUAUGUUUAGUACUGUAUUGUGAAAUGAGUUGUACUACCGUACUUGAAGAGUCUGAUUCUGAAAAAAGGCAAAAUGUGUGAGAUAAGCAAAAAUUACUAAUCAUUUAAUUAGGUAGUUAACGUUUUUCAGAAAUUGGGGGGGGCGGAAGGAGCAAUGUUUAGGUUCACUAUUAAAGAUGUUUUAUUUAAUACCCUUGGAGGAACAUUCAAAAGGAUUAAUACCUCAAUUGUUCAAGAGGUUUCUGCUUAUUUUUAAAUGAUUUCUAUAGCAGGUUAAUUGUAUGAUAUAAAACCUUAUAUUUUUGCAUCUGUACAGAUAGUAAUUAUUUUUAAUGUAUAAUUCUACAUCAUUAGAGGUACAUGUAGUAUUUCAGUGUCAGAACCCUCUUUGUUUGUCAGAUUAAAACAGUUAAAUGAUC
Messenger RNA from Chelonia mydas (Green sea turtle), 1902 nucleotides. RefSeq names its product reticulocalbin 2 (gene RCN2). The coding region runs from base 268 to 1215 and encodes 315 amino acids. The record is from RefSeq and is a predicted model, not a curated record. NCBI's taxonomy places the organism in Eukaryota, Metazoa, Chordata, Testudines, Cheloniidae. Gene Ontology annotation, cellular component: endoplasmic reticulum. Gene Ontology annotation, molecular function: calcium ion binding. The transcript has 7 exons.